Molecule: messenger RNA, 3129 nt
Organism: Odontomachus brunneus
Lineage: Eukaryota; Metazoa; Arthropoda; Insecta; Hymenoptera; Formicidae
Gene: Zyx
Product: lipoma-preferred partner homolog
Exons: 8
Coding region: 420-2111 (563 amino acids)
Biological process (GO): cell-cell adhesion
Cellular component (GO): focal adhesion; stress fiber
Source: RefSeq, a predicted model, not a curated record
CAUCUGGAGGAACAUGAAAUAUUAGAGAUCCCGUUGUGUGUAAACAAGAAAGCUCGCGGAGUGAUCCCGUGCGCGUUCACGCCCUGGUCAACGGAGCACAACUUGAAAACGACGAAAAAAGUGCGACCGGAUACUGUGGAAUAUAUAAUCGCGCAAAGAUAAAAAUAUACAAAUUGCAGGUUCCAGGCAGCUUGCACUUUGCCCUAAUACUACUCCACGAUUUGAAAAGAGAUAUUGCAUACCACCGAAAUGAUACGACUUCGCCAAAAAAAUUAGUUCAAAAAGGAUCCUAGGGACAUGACUCCUACACUGUUCAGUGCAGUACAGUGCAGUUCCAGUGUAGUCCCAGUACAGAGGAAAGGAACAGACUUAGGGUCUCUAGCGUUUUGCUGUCAAAGCCUCCCAGGUAGUCGUAAAAAAUGUCAAACGUGGGUAAUCUGGAGCAACAAAUUGCGAGCUUGCAACUUAAUCACGGCGAUGGCGUGGCCAAAACUGCCAAACCUGGCAAGAAGGUCGGGCCUGCGGUGCCGCCUAAACCAAAAAGAUCUCAGCCUCAGAUACCGCAAAGUUACACCAUAAAGGCUCCACCAACACCGUCAUACAGCACAGUGCUGAAUAAUGCGGGUUCCAAUGAGAAAGCUACUAACUUGUACAUGAACACUGCAUCAUCAUAUGCUCCAUUGGACAUACAAAAUGAUUUCUCACAAAUGGUACCAGCGAAUGGCAAGGAGACAUCGAAACUCUAUCAGAACAACGAUAGCUUCUACGCGUGUCAAUCGGACGAGAAGUUCGAGCCCAAGUACAGAUAUGACGAGAAGAAUUACUACUCCAAUAUCGGUAACAUGCCGGCCCCUCAGGUACCUGUGCCGGACGAUCGCGCAAACAGAGCGACCAGAAAUGCGGUUUACAGCAAUAUCGAGCCACCGGUGCCGAUCCCGGUUCCUACGCCGAUAAAAACCGAGAAGGAUAUCAUAUACAGCAACAUUCAGUGGAGCCCUAAACCAGAGAACACGUACUGCAACGUUCCUCCUCCGCAUGGCGGUGGUAAGAACUUAUACGAAUCGGUUGAGUACAAAUUUCAAACAUUAAGACGACAACCAGACGAUGAUUUACCGCCACCGCCGGAGCCAUCGGAGUAUGUUUCAUGCGUACCUGGGAAUUCAUUUCCACCGCCGCCGGAAGAACUGCCUCCGCCGCCGAGUCCCGUGUCUUCCAGUUACAGUGAGUUGAGACGCGCCACUUACCAAACCGACUUCCCGUCAGGCAACUAUCCCGCUGAUAUUUACGGACCAAGUUCUCAGUCGAGUUCGACGUACGAGUCCAUAUACGAACCGAUUAAUCCCAGACCACCGUCACAAUUGUCGUGCAACUACUCCAUGUACUCUGGCUACGGAUCGGCCACGUCUACUCAACCGCAGGGCAAAGUAUCCCCCGUUAAAGAAGUCGACGUCCUCACGGAUCUGUUGGUCCAAGGGAUGGCGGAUAACAGCGAAGACAAUGACAUUUACGGUAUUUGUGCGCAAUGUGGACGCAAAGUCGAGGGAGAGGGCACUGGAUGCUCGGCGAUGGAUAAAGUUUUUCAUAUAAGUUGUUUCUGCUGCUUCGUAUGCAAAGUCAAUUUACAGGGGAAGCCCUUCUACUCGCUGGAGGGCAAGCCUUACUGCGAGGAGGACUAUCUCAAUACCCUGGAGAAGUGUUGCGUCUGCAUCAGACCGAUACUAGAUAGAAUAUUACGAGCAACCGGCAAGCCGUAUCAUCCCUCAUGCUUUACUUGUGUCGUUUGCGGACAGAGUUUAGACGGUAUACCGUUCACUGUGGACGCCACGAAUCAGAUACAUUGCAUUCAAUGCUUCCACAAGAAGUUCGCGCCUCGCUGCUGCGUCUGCAAGUUACCGAUAAUGCCUGAACCCGGCGAAGACGAGACCGUGCGAGUGGUGGCGUUGGAUCGCAGCUUCCACAUACAGUGCUACAAAUGCGAGGAUUGUGGAUUGGUAUUGUCUUCAGACUCGGAGGGACGAGGCUGCUAUCCCUUGGACGAUCAUGUAUUAUGCAAAAGUUGCAAUGCAACGCGUGUCCAGGCCUUAACGUCUGACAUGACGACCGAAUUAUAAUAUGCCGCACGGGCCCGAGAUAAGACAUUCUUUAUGAUACUUGUCGAAAAUUAACGGAAAAACGAGCACGAGCGAAAUAUCAUUCGUCGUGAAGUAUCAUUGUGAUUAACCGUAUAUGUAGCGAUAUCGAUACCGCGCUUGGUAUGGUAUUGCAAUUUUCUUUUUAAGAUACGGUUUUUCUAUUCCGCUAUUGUUAUCACAUACAAGGUCGCAGUAUUCCUUAUAUUCAGAGGAAUUUCCACCUAUUAUAUUAGCGCGAAAGAUCAUUUUUUUACAAUGUCGUAGGUAUUAAUCAAUUUACACAAGUGACUCUUGCCACAUUUGGAUUUCUUUACAAUAUGACUCGAAGAAAGAAGAAUAGUUACAGACUUUUGUACUCGAUUUAUGUGAAUCUUAACGGUGUAAGAUCGACGCGUUGAAAUUCCGUCGCACUGCCAUAAUAGAAGCAUUACCGCUACGUUACGGAAUAUAACGGACAUAACAUGUCGAUGACGACGAAUAAAAAGUAACAUAGAUUAAUUCCGACGAUCAUUUUCCUGCAGAUGAUGUGAUUAUCAUUGUGAUUCUAGCAAAGUAUUCGACGUACCGCGAAGUAUUUAACGUGUAGUCCGUUGACGGGAGAAUACCGCUUCAAUUCAUAUAUAUAUUUAGAGAUAGAUCGCAGAGAUUCGGGAAGUAGCAUUAUUAUAUAUACAUACAUAUAUAUAUAUAUAUAUAUAUAUAUAUAUAUAUAUAUAAUACAUAUAAUAUAUAUAUGGACAAUAUAUAUAUAUAUAUAUAUAUAUGUGUAAUCGGUGAGAGGAGGUGUGCCAUCUCUUUUAACAUAGCUGUAAACCAAUUCUCUCGAUAAGACUACCAAAAAGAAGAGAAAACAAGAACGCUCAAACGUGUCUCGAACAACUUGUGACAUAAUUACCAAUUCCCGAAUUGUCGCAUCAAUAAGACAUACAUUCAGGAGACUUGUACGAUCUCUGUAUUAUAGUAUCAAUAAAAAUACAGUUUGUUAUUUAUGGCCAAA